Messenger RNA from Rhagoletis pomonella (apple maggot), 2085 nucleotides. RefSeq names its product tensin-like. Lineage: Eukaryota; Metazoa; Arthropoda; Insecta; Diptera; Tephritidae. The record is from RefSeq and is a predicted model, not a curated record. The coding region runs from base 323 to 1180 and encodes 285 amino acids. The transcript has 3 exons.
UUAACUCUUGCAAACCGUAAAAAAGUGCAUUUUUGCGGCUUAACUGGGAACUUGUAAAAGCACACUCCACACUCUGCCCCUCACAGCUUUACUUAUUCAACUUUGACCGAGUACUUUUUGGGUACUUUUUCCAGCCUGUGGGCGUUAAGUUUUGAAGUUCAAGGAUAAUUUAAAAUGCAAGCAGGCUGAUGAGUUAGCUUUAAUACAUGCCAGCCGUAGCUUUAUUUGUUUUUACUUUUAUUUUUGUUAGCACAUUUUUGGGCGAUUUGAAUAAUUUUUUUGCACAAUUUCUUUGCAUAUUUUUCAGGUCAAACGCUUAACUAUGGGCCUCUUGCGUACGAAUGAGGAAUCGCGCCCGCUGGUUAAUAUCGCGACGCCCACAAAUACGACUAACACAAACUUGCUGAACAACUCUAAGCUCGAUAGUUCAACAAGCAAUAAAAUCUACUCGAAUGGUUACAUUAAUGAGGAAGCUUUUGAGCCGGAGAAGUUUAUUGCAAGCAAAUUUGGUGAUUCAUGUCGACAAUCGUUGACGGCCAUACCAAUGUUGGACACUGUGAACCUGAACGACAACAGCGAGUUCAAUUUGAAGAAGCGUUAUUUGCGCGAGACGAGCAGUGCAAACUCCAGUCCGAAAAUAUUCGCAAAUCGCCUGCGCGCUAAUACCCUCUCGGCGGCUAUUCGUUCCAACACCACCACCAACUCCUACACAAAUACUAACAUUGCCACCGCCAGCGAUGUCGUCUUAGAUGAUGAUGCCGAUGAAGCUGAUCUCAAAGAUGCCUCUUGGUUUCAGGCUGGAAUUUCUCGGGACAUUGCUGUCGAAGUGCUUAACAAUAAGAGUCCUGGUGCCUUUUUGGUGCGCAAAAGCACUUCUAAGCCGGGUUGUUAUGCCUUAACGCUGCGUGUGCCAUCGCCACCCGGACCUAAAACUGCCAACUAUAUAAUAUUGCGGACGACACGAGGCUUUAAAAUCAAGGGCUUCCGUAAGGAGUUCUCCACGCUUCAGGCCUUAAUCACACAUCACUCGGUUAUGCCCGAAUUACUACCGGUGCCGCUUGCUUUACCCCGACCAACAAAUAUGACUUCUUCCAGACGAAAUAUUGACGACUUCGAUACAUAUGAUUCACUACAAAUGUUGCUUAAAUAUUUACGCGCAAAAAAUUUAGAAAAUGAAUAGAAUUAAGCAGAGUGAUAUGGUGGCAUACUAAGUAAAUAUGUUUACUGAAUAUAAUUUAACUCAAUGUUGUUAAUGGAAAAAGCACAAAAAUAGCAGAGUAAAUUUAUAAAAAAAGAAAGAGCAGUGAGAAUGGUACGGAAAAUCCAUAAGCUGGAUAAUUGCCAACGCUUCAGCAGCAUGCAUAUAGGUUAUAUAUGUACAUAUAACUGCGAUCUAAAAGAUACGUAUAAGAAAAUAUACAAUAUGGUUGCAAGUUAUAGUUACCAAUAUGAAUUGUGCACUCUUUUCACUUUGAUAACAUUUCUUUCAAAAAUUUAAAAAGCAACUUUUCCCUGUAAACAUUGCUUUAAUUAAUUGUUAAAAUAACUAGGAACAAUUUACUGGAAGGAGAAAGUUGGUUAGUUCACACUGAAAGUAGUAACAGUUCAGAUUUUGCUCCAAAGUUAAGUAUCUAGUUAGAAGCGAUUCUGAAUGGCAAACUGGGAUGCAAGUCUCACGUUGAGCACAGGACCUCUAAACCUUCACAUCAUUUUGGCAACUUAAAUAGGCAUGAGGAAUCUGAGUUUGAAAUUUAAUUUUAUCAAAAACGGCCGCUGGCUACGCCUUGGUGCAAUACAGCAUGUAGAAAUAUUGCUUAGCAACAUUGUUGAGAAACAUUCUGCGCUUUUUCUUCAUGUUCCUACCUGGUUUUUCUGCAUCAAAUCGCACCAAAGCGGUUGUUUUUGGUAAAAAUAAAUUGCAAAUUCAGUUUCCUCGGACGCCGAACUUCCCAGAGAGUCCUUUUAAAUGCAUAAAUAUUUGCGUUUAAAUUAAUUUUAAUUGUUUUAAAUGUUGAUCUGCGACCAUCAACUUCAAAUUGAUUUAAAAAAAUCUUAAAAUCGCCAGCCUGGGAAAACUGAGAAAUU